This is a messenger RNA of Zerene cesonia (dogface butterfly), 1026 nucleotides long. Its product is annotated as enoyl-CoA hydratase domain-containing protein 3, mitochondrial. NCBI's taxonomy places the organism in Eukaryota, Metazoa, Arthropoda, Insecta, Lepidoptera, Pieridae. The transcript is spliced from 7 exons. Bases 162 to 1013 code for a protein of 283 amino acids. Gene Ontology annotation, cellular component: mitochondrion. Gene Ontology annotation, molecular function: hydro-lyase activity. The record is from RefSeq and is a predicted model, not a curated record.
ACCUUUAUCCAAUACUUUUAAAUAACAUAAAACGUGGCAACAUUUCACGUAUCAUUAUCGCAAUACAAAACUUUAUCAGUCAAUGGACUAAUGACCUUGAUUAUAAUUAAAACAGUUGAUAGCUAACCUAUCUAUACAGAGUAAACAAUCAAGUCCUAGCAAUGAUGCAAAGAAAUAUUAAAAGAUUAUUAUUACGGCCUAUUGUCUUAACCAGGUAUAUAAGCACUCAAAACGAAUAUCUCAUAAUAAAUGAAGAAAAUGGUACUAAGGAAAUUACUCUGAACCAUGAAAAAUCUAAAAAUUCUCUUUCUUUUGAUAUGAUGAACAAACUUAUUGAAGCACUCAAUCAUAAUAUCAAUGAACCAUCCCUAAGAGCUAUUGUUUUAUCAGCAAAUGGUAAUGUAUUUUCCGCCGGACAUAACCUAAAGGAAUUACAACAAUCUACUGGAAUUGACCAACACAAGCUAAUUUUUAAUAAAGCCUCUGAAUUGAUGACAUCAAUAAUUAAGAGUCCUGUGCCAGUGAUAGCAAAGGUAAAUGGAUUUGCAGCUGCAGCUGGAUGUCAACUAGUGGCAACUUGUGAUAUGAUUGUAUGCUCUCAAAAUAGCAAAUUUUCUACACCUGGGGCUAAUUUCGGUAUUUUUUGCUCUACUCCUGGGAUAGCUGUUGGAAGAAGCAUACCCAAAUCACGUGCAAUGUAUAUGUUACUAACUGGUGAACCUUUGACUGCUCAAGAAGCGUAUGAGAGUGGAUUAGUUACUAAAGUUGUACCAUCUGAAAAAUUAGAUGGUGAAGUAAAUAACAUCAUAGAUAAAAUUAAACACAAAAGCCGCAGUGUAAUUGCACUUGGAAAAGAAUUCUAUUACAAACAAAUUGAACUAAACAUUUUCGAUGCUUAUAAAUUGGGAGAAGAGAUAAUGGUAAAAAAUAUAAACUCAAGUGACGGACAAGAAGGAAUAAGAAGCUUUAUUGAGAAACGAAAGCCUGUUUGGAAUAAUAAUAUGCAAGGAUAAUAACUGUGAUUAA